AUGGCCGUCACCGAGUUUUUCGCCGGCGAAAUUGCGACGGAGCUCCUGAGACAGCUCUUUAUGAUAUCUGCCAGAGCAUGGAGAUACAAAAGCACCGCCGAACAACUCAUCAUCUUUAUAGAGAUCAUUCAACCUUCGAUCAAGGAGAUCCAGUACAGUGGCGUGGAGCUUCCUGCUCACCGUCAGGCUCAAAUCGGUAUGCUCUCUGAAACACUAGAGAAAGGCAAGAAACUCACCGAGCAAGUCCUGAAAUCCCAUCGCUGGAAUAUGGUUCGACAGCUAUACCUCGUUAAGAAAAUGGAGAAGUUAGAGAAGACAAUCUCUACUGUCUGUAGGGGUCCGAUGCUGACCAACAUCCUCGCAGAUGUUAAUUUUCUCCGGGCCAGUUCCGAUGUGCGUUUCCAUCGGGUUGACCGGAGCCGCCUCGAGAUGAAGAUGAUGAUGGAGCUCGAGAUACAAUUGGGUUCCAUGAAAAUCGGUGGAGGAGGGAUGAUAAGGGAGGCGACGGAGAGCGCCGACGAUGACAUGGAGAUUGAGAUCGAGAUCGAGACGAACAACGGUUCGGAGAAAUUUGGGGUUGGAUUGGAGAUGGGCAAGUGGAAGGUGAAGAAGAUGAUGUUCAACACUGAGGGAGGGGUAAUUGAGAUUAGUGGAAUGGGCAGUGUCGGCAAAACCACUCUUGCCAGAGAGCUUGAACGGGACGAUGAAGUUCAAUGUUAUUUCAAAAACCGGAUUUUGUUUGUGACUGUAUCACAAUCUCCGAUUCUUGAGGAGCUGAGAGAACAUAUAUGGGAGUUUUUGACUGGUUGUGAAGGUUUAAAUCCUGUUCCAAACUGGGCUUUACAGUAUCAACAGAAGCUGGUGAUUCUUGAUGAUGUUUGGACAAGAGAAGCCUUGGAUCGCUUAGCGUUUAACAUUCCUGGUUGCACAACUCUUGUGGUCUCACGGUCAAAACUUGCAGAGCCUGAAGCCACUUAUGGUGUUGAAGUUCUAAAGGAAGUACCGACGAUUUUGGUAAGGUCGAGAGGGUAUCUUGUCCCUAAUCCCGAUAAUGUUGUGGCUGUUGAUGAGGAGGAUGCGAUGGAAGAGGAAGCGGAAACGGAAGAGACGGAAGCAAAGUUUCUCCAGCCGGCGGAUACAGCUGAUGAGGCAUGCUCAUUCAAUACAAACAAGCGUGGUGACUCCUCUAGCACAGUAUCUAGUACUUCUCCGAUUUAUCCGUCGGCAUCUAUCAUCACGUCUUGGCAGAAAGGUCAACUUCUGGGACGAGGAUCAUUUGGCUCUGUGUAUGAGGGCUUUUCAGGAGAUGGGGACUUCUUUGCUGUCAAGGAAGUUUCACUACUUGAACAGGGAAGUCAGGCACAAGACUGCAUACAACAACUCGAGGGGGAGAUUGAACUACUUAGUCAGCUUCAGCAUCAGAGCAUCGUGCGAUAUCGUGGCACAGCCAAGGACGGGUCGAAUUUGUAUAUCUUUCUUGAGCUUGUAUCCCAAGGGUCUCUACUAAAACUCUACCGAAGAUACCGGCUUAGGGACUCUGUAGUCUCCGUCUACACUAGACAAAUUCUUGAUGGUUUGAGAUAUCUACACGGCAAAGGUUGUAUCCACAGGGACAUCAAAUGUGCAAACAUAUUGGUGGAUGCCAGCGGAGCAGUUAAACUCGCAGAUUUUGGAUUGGCAAAGGUGUCGAAAUUGAACGACGUUAAGUCCUGCAGAGGAAGUCCAUUCUGGAUGGCUCCAGAGGUUAUUAACCCGAGGCGUACUGGUGGGUAUGGAAUUUCAGCUGAUAUAUGGAGUCUUGGGUGCACAGUGCUGGAAAUGCUGACUGGUCAGAUACCCUACUGCAAACUCGAAAGCCAUGUUCAAGCAAUGUUUCAGAUAGGAAGGGGUGUGCUUCCGGAGAUAUCUGACACUCUAUCAACUGACUCUCAGGAUUUCAUACUGAAAUGUCUCAAAGUGAACCCGGAAGAGCGGCCAACUGCGGCUGAGCUACUGAACCAUCCAUUUGUGAGAAGGCCCUUAUCAUAG
Microthlaspi erraticum is the source of this 2028-nucleotide messenger RNA. The record is from the annotation of a GenBank genome assembly. NCBI's taxonomy places the organism in Eukaryota, Viridiplantae, Streptophyta, Magnoliopsida, Brassicales, Brassicaceae.